Messenger RNA from Rotaria socialis, 1332 nucleotides. NCBI's taxonomy places the organism in Eukaryota, Metazoa, Rotifera, Eurotatoria, Philodinida, Philodinidae. The record is from the annotation of a GenBank genome assembly.
AUGCUUGUCUGGCGACGUUUUAUUCAUUCGAGUGUACCACGAUAUUUAUCUCAAUCAGCUGCUGCGGCAAAUACAACAUCGCCAUUGAGUGUCUUACGGAAAAAAACGGGUUAUUCAUUAUCUCAUUGUCGGGCAGCACUUCAACAAUUUAAUGAUAAUCUUGAACAAGCUGAAACAUGGCUUCAUCAACGUGCUCAAGCUGAAGGUUGGAGUCGAGCAACAAAAUUACAAAGUCGUGCUGCAUCACAAGGUUUGAUUGGUAUUGUAACUAAUGCAGAUGCAGCUGCUAUGGUUGAGAUUAACUGUGAAACAGAUUUCGUGGCUAAGAAUGAGAAAUUUCAGCAGCUUGUUUCUCAAGUUGCAAAUAGUUUAAUUGCAAAUCAAAAGGAUAAAGCACAAGAAAAGGCAUUCUAUGAUAAAGAUACUCUAGCCGCAUUACCUUCGAUUGAUGAUCGUUCAAAAACAUUAGCUGAUAUUGCAGCUCUUUGUGUUGGAACUGUAGGAGAAAAUGUUGUUCUAAGACGUGGCAUCGUAUUUAAUGGUAAAAAUAAUCAACUAUUAGCUAGUUAUUGCCAUGGACAAGUCAAUAGUACAAGUACAGAUACGUGUCGUAUGGGAAGAUAUGGUGCACUUGUUAAUUAUUCUCAAAUUGAUCCAACGAAAACACAUACGUCUGACGAUGAAAACACUUCGACAUCGCCUUCAGUUAUAUUGACACGUUCCUAUCCGUUACGAACAAUUUGUGAAAAUAAUUUUCAGAAACCUAUUGAAUUAAGUACGUAUCUUGAUCAAGAAGAUGAAGCUAGUCAACUUCAUGAAUAUCUCAAUGGAUAUGUUUAUGCAUUACCCUCACGUGAAACUACACAUGAUUUACUUAUCAAAAAUUUAACUGCACAAAUUGAACAACAACAAAUAAAAAAUGUUCAUUUACUUCCAAUGAAUAUUCGUACACAAACACCUGAUCCUACUUACAUCUACUAUCCAAGUUUAUGUCUCAGUAUUCGAGCACCAAAAUCUGAUCAAGCAAUAACUCGUGAACCAGUCAUUAUCGUUGAGCUUGUUACGCCAACAACUGAACGUUUAAUAUUGCACGAAAAAUCGAUUAACUACAAACGAAUAGCAUCAUUAAAACAAAUCAUUUAUAUUUGGCCAAAUUUAAAAAUGGCUCAAGUCGACUCUCGCGAAGGUGAUUCAUCAAAAUGGAUGAAAACAUUCUAUGGUGUGCAAGAUAAAAUUUCUUUGGCACAAGCCAUUGGCAACGGUGAAUUGGUAUUAGCUGAUGUAUUUGAUAAUAUGGUAAGUUUUAAGUUACAUUCUGUAGAAUUAUUUUGA